AUGCUCUCCCUCGAGGCAGACAACUCUUCGUGCCUCUCGCAUCCGUAUCCAUACCUCUUUGGCCCGCCGUCGCCCCAGCUGAACUCGUUCCCCGAGCAUGGCUAUGUGCGCUCGUUGAUACUCCGCGCCGAAGAGCAUCUCGUCAAGCAUCCGCGGAUCCACGACCUCUCCGCGUCAAAUCCGAUUCCGUUGUGCCCGCUGAAGCUGCAGAGGACGCUCCCGCGCGCUCUAAUGGCCACCAUGGUCUUCUCCCGCGAGGCUGCUAUGGCCGUCGAGCCAGCCCCUGGGUCGCCGCCCGACCUCACGAACAGCAAAUCCUCAAAAUCCUCCUCUUUCCACUCGUCCUGCCUCAGUGACUUCGCCGGGCCCCACGAUAUCUCACACUUCGAGGACAUCAACCUGGAGGACCUGCAGGCUGGCCUCCCAGCGGACCCCUACCACCACUAUGCCCCCCACGCGGCCUUCGAGCACACGCGGCCUCCAGCGCGCUCGUCAGUGUCAGUUCCAGGGAACAGGAGUGGUGCACAUGCGGUGAACACGUUCAGGGACCUUACAAGCGGGGGAAAGCCGAGAUAUCCAAGCCUGAAGGCCCAGACGAGCAGUGUGGUGAGAGGGCAGCCGAAUCUGAAUGUGUCGCGACCCCUUCAGCAACGCCGCGGGUUUACUUCGCCCUCGGCCCCCUCUCUCACCAACACUGGCUUUACACCUUCAACACAUCGAACUACAUCGAGAUCUCCUUCCCCUUCGCACUCGCAAGUCUAUUCUACUGCCUCACCUCGCUCCCUCUCGCGGCGGAGCUCAAGAACGAAUUUGGACGUCUCGCCCAACACAGCAGCCCACAACACCCGGCGACAGUCGUGGCAGCAGAGCACCCGCAAGACUGUCAAAGAGCGCGAAGCCGAGUGUGAUCAGGAGGACGACGAGGAGCUUCCUGAAGAUGCUAUCAUCCUCGGAGUUCCUAUUAGCCCUCGGCCGCCCAGUGAGCGGCGCUUCACGCUCUCCGCGAAUUCCUCUCCUCCUACGCAAGACCCCUCAGAGCGAGACCCGCAUUCAGCAUCCCGAACUCCAGAGGACUCUCGCAAUCCUUCGCGAGACCCUUCUCCAGCAUCGGCUGCGUCCUUCGAUCCCUCUCUAGCUUUGUCGCGCGCCCCGACAGAAACAAGUCCCCCGGUCGGUGGGCAACCACCAUUGCGGGCGAGGACGCAGUCUUGGCAGGCUACUUACUCAGGCCUGGACCCAGACGCGAAAUUACUUACGGAAGCAUUGGAGCAGUACCAAGAAGACGCAGAUCAGAGAUACGAAGAGAAGAUUCAGAACGGUGGCUCGCCUCGCUCGUCAGAAGAGAAAAGCAAGAGCAAGACUUCUGUGGUCGAGCUCCCACCUCUUAGGACAGGAGACCCACUGGUAGAUCCAUUUGGCAUAUCGAAAGAGAAGGAGAAGUACUUGUCUCGCACCCGUCCUUCGUGGUUGCCACCGAAAGAUCCGAAGGAGGAGAAGAAGCAUCUGAGGGAGUACAAGAAGAUGCAGCAGCGAGCACAGGAAGCGAAACAAAAAGAAGCAGAAAAAGCACAAAAGAUAGCACAACUAAAACAAGAGCUCGAAAUGGCUCGUGGAAAACACUGGGAAGAGGUAAUCCUACCCACAUUGGGCAAUCCAGCCGUCCAGUUCGACUACAGCGGCAACCGCAAGCAAUGGUGGGCCGGAAUCCCCGAAAAAACGCGCGGAAGAGCCUGGGAAAGAGCCGUAGGCAACGAGCUCGAACUCUCCGCUGGAUCCUUCGCCGCAGCGUUGAACAAAGCAAAUCUCCGUCAAGAAGAGCUCGAACUUACCAAAGGUAUCAACUCCCCUGAGUACACCAUCUACACCCUCAUCCACUCCUCCUUCACGAAGGACGUGUACCCCGAACUCGGUCUAUUCCAGGACGAUCAACCCUUACAUCAAGAACUCGUCGACCUCUGCCUGGCCUACACAUCCUACCGCCCGGACACGCUCCGCUUCGCCUCGCACGUCCCCGCCAUCGCCGCCGUGCUCAUGCUGCACAUGCCGCAGCCGCAGGCCUUUAUUUGCAUGGCGAAUCUCCUCAACCGGCCCGUGCCCAUGUCCUUCCACACCGCGGACGCCUCGGGCAAGCACCAGACGUACCAGCUGACCUUCGACACCAUCGCGAAGAAGCUGCCCGCACUGUACGCGCACUUCAUGGCCGUCGACGUGCCGCCCGAGGUGUUCGACGCGUUCUUUUUAAGUGUGUUUACGCGGGCGCUCCCUGUGGACUCGGCGUGCCGGCUGAUGGACGUGUAUGUAUUUGAGAAUGAUAAGACGCUUAUUCGGGGGGUGUUGGCCGUGCUCACGCUGCUGGAGCACGAGUUGUACGGGUCCAGGAAGGAGAUUAUUGACGUUUUGGGGGGUCCUUUGACCGGAUUGGCGAAAGAUGAGGCGCAUUUUGUGGACGUCUUUAUGCAGGCGGGGAAGUCGAAUUAA
Messenger RNA from Mytilinidion resinicola, 2478 nucleotides. RefSeq lists its product as uncharacterized. The transcript is spliced from 2 exons. The record is from RefSeq and is a predicted model, not a curated record. Lineage: Eukaryota; Fungi; Ascomycota; Dothideomycetes; Mytilinidiales; Mytilinidiaceae. Bases 1 to 2478 code for a protein of 825 amino acids.